Messenger RNA from Entrophospora sp. SA101, 1329 nucleotides. The record is from the annotation of a GenBank genome assembly. Lineage: Eukaryota; Fungi; Glomeromycota; Glomeromycetes; Entrophosporales; Entrophosporaceae.
AUGUCAGAACCAACAAAGGCCCAAAUCGAUGAGAUAUUUAAAAAACUAACAGCUCAAAGAGCAAAUAAGAUGUGCUUUGAUUGCCAGGCCAAUAGUCCAUCCUGGUCAAGUGUUACAUUUGGUAUUUAUCUUUGUUUAAAUUGUUCUUCGGUACACAGAAAUCUUGGUGUUCACAUUAGUUUUGUAAGAUCAAUAUCUUUAGAUUCUUGGACAUGGGAUCAAUUAAGAAUUAUGAAGAUAGGUGGUAAUACAGCUGCAUCAGAAUAUUUUGCUAAACAUGGUAGUGGAGCUUCGUUCAAGAAUAAAGAUAUAAAUCUCAAGUAUACCUCCAAAGAGGAACUACAAUCAUCAACUUCAAAAAAAAAUGAAGAUUUAUUUUUAAUUCCUGAAAAAGAAAAAGCUGUUAAAGAAGAAAAGAUAAUUACUAGCGUCAAGUCAACCGUUGUACCUGCCGUCAAAGUAUCCACAAGUUCCAAUGGAAGCAGCAGUAGUAGUAGCAGUAGCGUUGUAAUAAAAACAACAACGUCCAGCCCACAAAAAUCCAGUAUCACUUCCAGAGGAAAAGGACCCAAGAAAUCAAAAAUGGGUUUAGGAGCAGUGAAGGUGGAAAAGAUUGACAUUGAACAGGCAGCACGAAAGGCUAAAGAAGAAGAGGAACUGGCAGCUCAGUUGGCCCAAUCUUCAAAUUAUGAAGAGGAGAUAAAUUCAACUAAAUCAGAAGAUAAAUGGUCUUAUAGUUCUCGGCUAAUGUAUAACGAUGAAGCUCAAUCACCGACAUCACAAAAUUCUAGUAGACCAAGUGAUGAUAUGGAAAGACUCGGAAUGGGGUUAACAAAGUUAGGGUUUGGAACUGUUUCAACUCAAAAUAAAAAAAAUGUCGAAGAAUCCGUCACGCCUCGAUAUGUUGGUUUUGGCUCCUCAAGUUCUAAUAAUUACAAUGAACAAAGUCAAGAUGAUUACAAUAAAUCAACCGAUGGUGAUUAUGCACGACAAAAAUUUGGAAAUCAAAAAUCAAUUUCCUCAGAUCAAUAUUUUGGACGGAAUCACUAUGAUCCAGAAUCAUUAUCUGCUUCGUCUGAUCGUCUGAAGUUGUUUGAGGGAGCGACGUCAAUUUCUUCAAGCCAAUAUUUUGGACGAGAGGAUGAUGAAGAAAGGUCAAGCGAAAGUUUAGAUUUAAAUGGAAUAGAAGUCAAUGCUCGUGAUUUUGCAAGAAGGUUCAUUGGUCAGGCAUCAACUGAUUACGAGACGAUAAAAACAGUUGUUGAAAGAGGCAGUGAAAAAUUAAAAGAUUACAUUUCAGACAUUCAGGUUGGAAAAUUUCUCAUUUAA